GUCCUUAAACUUUUUCACUGCAAAGUAAAAAAAAAAAAAAAAAAACAAUGGGGGGAAAAAAACCUUUUGGAGAACUACAGUGAAUGAGAGAUCCACUCCCAUGGAUGGACAGGCUACAGAUGUGCCCAGGUUGUCACUUUUAAUACUGUGGGAAAGGUGUUCAUUCAGAGACAAUUAAAGAUUAUUGUAGUUUUAUAUGUUUUGCAGCAUUUGUUGGGCCAUGCAGCCUGGACUGUAUGAUAAUCUCUAGAAUCCAUAUUCCUUUCAGUUUUGCAAUUUAACAAAAGUGAAGCCAUUUGUUGACUGUAUAGUCAUAUGUGUUAGGUUCUUGUGAUUUUAAGUGUAAUUGGAUCUACUUGGGAAAGUGAGUCAAGUUGGUCCCUUGGGUGGGUGUGUCAGUGGGACUCAACAAUACGUGAAGAUGGGAUUCUCCUUACCUGUCAGCCCUACCCUCCAACCUGUUUUUUUCACCACCUUUCAAAGGACACAAACUCCACCCCUUUAACCACUUAUUCUCUUACACAUGCAGUUGUACACUUUAAUACUCAUAAUCACAACUGAAUGCUUUAUUGACAUGGCAUGAAAAUACCUCGGCCUCCCACAAAAAUUAGGUAUACAUGAUGCUUGUAUGAGACAUCAGUGUUUUCUUUUGCUUACAUUGCUGCUCAACAAUGCUGUGUAUCCGGGGAUAACCUCUGCUAUUGCGGCACUGGUCGUGUUUACACAUAAAUAAUGCACAGCUCGUCAAGAGUAUGAACUGAGCAGGUCAGCAGAGUUUGGAGAGACAAGGAUAAUAUUUACAAAACAAAAUUCUGUUAAUGCAAAUUCCAUAGUAGUUGUUAAUAAUAAGUAGUUGUUAAUAAUACUAGUUAUUAUUAUUUAUUAUUAUUAAUAAUAAAUGUAGUCUACCAGUAUUUCUUUUUACGACAACAUUUAAAAAAACAAACAAAACAAAAAAAAACCACACAAAUAGGCAUGCUGUGGGGCCUUACUGUGUUGUGCAGUGGAAGCGGUGCUUCUGAUGCAGUGUGGCACAGCAGACUGCUGCUGUCUACGUCAUAGGACGAGAUGAAACUGCGGCGCAGCGCGUGCCGGGCUGCAGCACCGCGGGACUAGGGACGGAUGCGACAUGGGUACCACUUCUACCGUCCUUGCCAGAUGUAUUGGCUAUGGAUAGGGCGAACAGUGUCCCUGAAAACAUGCAGAUAUGCAGCAUGCGUGUAAAUGACCGCUUGGAAUGUUGGGUCUGACUCGUGCGUCUAUCUGAUGUCCACCUGCGUGAAGAGGGUGAACAGUGUGAGCAGGUGAGUGGCAGCAUGAGUAGUGGGUGUGUCAUACUGCGUGGCUGUAGGCUACUACAUAUAGGCCACAACAAACUGGCGAAACAGCUUUUGGUUUACACAAAGCAGGGGAGCAACAGUGAAGCCUGUACGGGCUGCUGUCUGCACUCAUCCCGUUACAAUCAUCAAUAGGCUAUUUUACAACCAGGGACUUUGCGGCGACUGAGCAAUGAAUUUCAAGAACCUGAGGGAAUACCUGGCCUGGCUGUACUACCAGUACCUCCUCAUCACUGGUAUUUACGUCUUGGAGCCAUGGGAAAAAUCCAUAUUUAACUCUGUCCUCUUCUCUGCUAUCGCCAUGGUGAUCUACACUUCCUAUGUCUUUGUGCCCAUCCAUGUACGACUGGCACUGGAGUUUUUCUCAGGUAUAUUUGGGGGUCAACCGGAAAGCACUAUGGCACUGAUGAACUAAAACCAAAACAAGAACACAUGGGUAAAGCUUAAACUGUUCAGACAACCUUGUAUCAUGACAAAGCCCUUGAACACAACUCAUUGUUUUCAUUGCGAUAAAACCAUGAAGUCAUGAAGAAUUGAAAUGCCUCAACCUCUGGACAAACCUCUGUUCAUCUUGCUCUAUCCCAGUGUCUCAUUGUUUAACUAUGUUGUGUCCUGUAUGAAUGCACCCCAUGUUUUGUGCAUGAUAAGGACAUUUGCAUUUCAUCUUGCUCAUCCACUCUGAAGCAGUUGUCCCAGUUGUGUCAUCUAUGUAUAUCUGUGCAGACAAAUGAAUGACCAUGAUCACUGAUAACUGAUAACAAAGUUUCCACAUCCUCAUCCCAUAUCACCACACACUUACAUUACUAAGUAAAUGUUUUUGUAUCAAAAAUACUUACAGCAUUGCUGUGAAGCAGGCAGGGCACACUUGCCUAUGCAUGAUUGUUUUGUGGUUUAUUCAAAGUAGUGUCAUGCAUACAGGCCUACAGAUUGUUGUUAUGCAAAGACCAAAAACUUAUGUGGAUCAAGGAUUUCUGAGACUCUUGUAUUUGUCCCAAGUUUAAACUGUUUUCCUGUUCAAAGCGAGUAAUAGCCCAUAGAAAUCACAUUGAUUUGUGCAGUGCCGAGCCCUCUUUAUCUGUAAUCAGUAAAGUCUUGGUAUGUUGGGAAGGUGUGACAGCACUGAGCAAUAGCAAAUAUUGAUACACCACACCUUUGUAUUGAAGGCCUGACAUCAGAUCUAGUGUAAGGUAACUGUUUUUUUUUUCAUGUUUAUUGUGGAUGACAGCAGGAAUCCCUUCCUAUAGUUGAUCUAUAGGUGCAAAUGGAGUAUGUAUUAUAUUUUGUGUUUGCCGAAUGUGGUGAGCAUUUUUUAAUUGUUUUGUUUUUUACUCUGUUACGCCAUAAUGUUAGGUAAGUUAACUUUAUUUAUGGAUUCAAAUAUUUAUAAACUGGUAAAUGCUUGGCUGGUUACAAUGUCAAUUACCUAAAACAAUUAUUGUAAACGUAUGUGUAUGUGUUGUGUUUUCCUGGUCUCCAAAAUAACAGUCUUUACAAAAUACAGUUCCUUACGUGCUUCCUAAAAGUAUAAUUUACUCAUCCUGUGUCACAUGCACAUAAAAUUUUACAUUUUUGUAAUAAAAACUAUCUCUCUUUAAAGUCAUUCUUUGUCACUGCUUAGUAGAGCUUUUCAUUUUCAGAAACAAAUAAAAACACUGGAAACAAA
Messenger RNA from Boleophthalmus pectinirostris (great blue-spotted mudskipper), 3000 nucleotides. It is a transcript of the gene sptssb, whose product is annotated as serine palmitoyltransferase, small subunit B. Gene Ontology annotation, biological process: endoplasmic reticulum organization; ceramide biosynthetic process. Lineage: Eukaryota; Metazoa; Chordata; Actinopteri; Gobiiformes; Gobiidae. The transcript is spliced from 2 exons. Bases 1510 to 1752 code for a protein of 80 amino acids. Gene Ontology annotation, cellular component: serine palmitoyltransferase complex. The record is from RefSeq and is a predicted model, not a curated record. Gene Ontology annotation, molecular function: serine C-palmitoyltransferase activity.